Messenger RNA from Pan troglodytes (chimpanzee), 39373 nucleotides. RefSeq lists its product as uncharacterized. The record is from RefSeq and is a predicted model, not a curated record. The coding region runs from base 383 to 769 and encodes 128 amino acids. The transcript has 3 exons. Lineage: Eukaryota; Metazoa; Chordata; Mammalia; Primates; Hominidae.
CGCACUUUGGCAGCCCUGGUCAGAGUUAGCUGCCUGGAUCGCGGUCGCGCUGGGGCAGCCCAGAUCAGAGACAGCUGCUGCCCGCCAAACCAGGGCAGUUCAGAUUGCAAGCGCACACCAGAAGCCCGGGUCAGAGUUAGCUGCCUGGAUCGCGGUCGCGCUGGGGCAGCCCAGAUCAGAGACAGCUGCUGCCUGCCAAACCGGGGCAGUUCAGAUCGCAAGUGCGCACCGGAAGCCCGGGUCAGAGUUAGCUGCCUGGAUCGCGAUCGCGCUGGGGCAGCCCAGAUCAGAGACAGCUGCUGCCCGCCAAACCGGGGCAGCUCAGAUCAGAGACAGCUGCUGCCCGCCAAACCGGGGCAGCUCAGAUUGCAAUAUAGAUCAGAUGAGAGCCAGGGGACGUCUCCCACCGGUCUCCGCUGGCCGUCCUAUAGCGCGUCUGCCAGGACUGUGCCAGCUCCAGUUUCAGACCUCGCGAGUCACAGAUUCGGAUUCAGAACAGACACAGACAGACAAACGGAGACGAGCCAGCUCACCUAUCAGUAGAUCGAUCCUAGGAGAUCCAUUGACCAGGGGUCUGGUGGGCUUGGGGAAUCCCGGACGGGCCCCCAGAUGUUAUGCCCAGAUCAUUAGUUCCCCAAAGAAGACCACCAGAGUCCAGAGUCAAAGCCAAGCGGCAAGGAUCUUUACUACAAGUUCGAACCUGGUCCCUCCAUUCCACAGCAUACAAGAGGGCCCUGAAAAAUGCGAGUGUUUGCUUUUUAUAGCCUGAAAGUUACAGGGGAACAAAGGAAUUCUUUUGGUUCCCACUCUUUCAGUAAAACUUUGAAUGGCUGUCCCCUUAUCGGAGACUUUCUUGGUGGUGUUUGUACUGGGCUCAGGAAGUUUGAGAGAUAUAUGGCGAUAUGUGGUGGGAUGGGAGGAUGGGAUGUGUUUGUACUGGGCUUGUUUGUUUUGAGCCCGGGGCUGAGGAAUGUGCCCGGCUCCUUUCAGGAUACAAGAGGAGGACGCAAAGGAGGCUUUGGAUUGGGAAGAAGGGUGGCAAUGAGAUAUAGCUGUAGUCCAGGAAUAGUCAGGGAAGCAGAUAAUUUAGUUAAAGUGUCUCAGCCUAAUAAGGGAACUGGGCAGGUGGGGAUAAAUAAAAGGAGUGCUUAAAAGAGUAUUGUCUGAGUUGGCACCAGAGUUGGGGAGUUUUAAGAGGUUUAGAAGCCUAGCCAUCAAUACCCACAACAGUUAUGGAGGCAAGGGAAACAUGCCCUUGAAAAGAAGGUAAUGUGGAGUGGGUAGCCUCUGUAUUGAUUAAGAAGGGGACGGGCUUACCUUCCACUGUGAGAGUUACCCGAAGCUCAGCAUCCAUGAUGGUCUAGGGGGCUUCCGAGGCGAUCGGGCAGUGUCAGUCUUCAGCCGCUAAGCUGAGAAGAUCUGGGAAGUAGUCAGUCAGAGAGCCUUGGGCCAGAGUUCCAGGGGCUCUGGGAGUGGCUGACAGGUGAGUUGAACAGUCCAGUUUUCAGUGGGGUCCCACAGAGAUGGGACGCGGCUUAGGAGGAAUCCCGGGCAGCGGGCAUUCCUUGGCCCAGUGGCCAGAUUUCCGGCACGUGUAGCAAGCACCUGUGGGAGGAGGUUCUGGAGGAACGCCUGGCCGCUGCAGUUCAGGUGUUUGGAAGUUCUUGUGUGGUGGAGAUGUGGCUGGGGUUUGUCUCACAGUGGAGGCAAGGAAUUGAAACUUUUUUCUACUAUCGUACACCUUGAAGGCGAGGUUAAUUAAAUCCUGUUAUGGGGUUUGAGGGUCAGAAUUUAAUUUUUGGAGUUUUAUUUAAUGUCGGGAGCAGAUUGGGUAAUAAAAUGUAUUUUGAGAAUAAGACGGCCUUUUGACCUUUUAGGGUCUAGGGCUGUAAAGUGUCUCAGGGUUGCUGCCAAACAAGUCAUGAACUGGGCUGGAUUUUUAUAUUUGAUGAAAAAGAACCUAAACGCUAUCUGAUUUGGGAUAAAGAAAAAGGAGCAUUAACCUUGACUAUGCCUUUGGCUCCAGCCACCUUUUUAAGAGUAAAUUGCUGGGCAGGUGGGGGAGGGCUAGUCACGGAACGAAACUGUAAGCCGGACCAGGUGUGAGGAGGGGAGGUGAUAAAAAGAUUAUAGGGUGGAGGAGCAGAGGCUGAGGGAGAAUUGGGACCUAGCUCGGCCUGGCGAGGAGCAGCCUGGGGAGGAAGGGAGAGGUCAGAUGGGUCUGUAGAAAAGGAAGAUUAGAAAGACUCAGCGACGCUUGGGGUUGGUACUGAGGGGACAGGUGGGAGGGAAAGAAGGAAGAUUUGGGACGAGUUGCACUGGGCACAGGGACUAGGAAGGGACUGAGUGUGUAAAAGAAUGCCUGGACGUCAGGCACCUCAGACCGUUUGCCUAUUUUAUGACAAUAAUUAUUUAGAUCUUGCAGGAUGGAAAAAUUCAAAGUGCCAUUUUCUGGCUAUUUGGAACUACUGUCGAGUUUGUAUUGGGGUCAAGUGGCAUUGCAGAAGAAAAUAAGGCAUUUAGGUUUUAGGUCAGGUGUGAGCUGAAGAGGUUUUAAGUUUUUGAGAACACAGGCUAAGGGAGAAGAAGGAGGAAUGGAAGGUGGAAGCUUACCCAUACUGAAGGAGGCAAGCCCAGAGAAAAGAGUAGAGACACGGAGAAGGGGCGGGGGGUUCUUGCCCUCCAGAAAAGCAGAGAAGGGGUUGGGGCACGGAAAUAAGGGAUUGGGGCACAGAGAUAAGAGGUCAGGGUGCGGAAAUAAGGGAUUGGGGCACAGAGAUAAGAGGUUGGGGUGCAGAAAUAAGCAAUUGGGGGCUUCUUGCCCCCUAGGAAAGCGGGACUUGCCACUAAGGGUGAAGGAGAAGGGGUUGAGGGGUACUUGCCCCUGCCCCAGGAAAGUGGGACUUGCCACUAAGGGUGAAGGACCAAGGCAGGCAUCCCUGCGUGGUCUGACACCCUUGAAAUGUGAGUGUAUAAUCAGAGAGGUGUCCCUGCAAUGAUUAAACACCAAGGGAAGGCUGCCUUCCCAGUCUGUGACCGGCGCCGGAGUUUUGGGUUCACAGAUAAAACAUGUCUCUUUUGUCUCUACCAGAAAAUGAAAGGAAUUGAAAUUAAGAGAAGGGAGAGAUUGAAGUGUGGCGCCGAGAUUGAAAGGAGAAAGAGUUUGAGGGAUAGUGAGGGAGGUUGGAGAAGAGAGUAAAAAGAGGCUGCUUACCGGAUUUGAAAUUGGUGAGAUGUUUCUUGGGCUGGUCGGUCUGAGGACCUGAGGUCGUAGGUGGAUGUUUCUCAUGGAGCAAAGAGCAGGAGGACAGGGGAUUGAUCUCCCAAGGGAGGUCCCCCAAUCCGAGUCACAGCACCAAAUUUCAUGCGCGUCCAUGUGAAGAGACCACCAAACAGGCUUUGUGUGAGCAACAUGGUUGUUUAUUUCACCUGGGUGCAGGCGGGCUGAGUCCGAAAAGAGAGUCAGCGAAGGGAGAUAAGGGUGGGGCCAUUUUAUAGGAUUUGGGGAGGUAAAGGAAAAUUACAGUCAAAGGGGGUUUGUUCUCUCGCGGGUAGGAGUGGGGGUUGCAAGGUGCUCAGUGGGCAGGAGUGGGAGUUGCAAGGUGCUCAGUGGGGGUGCUUUUUGAGCCAGGAUGAGCCAGGAAAAGGACUUUCACAAGGUAAUGUCAUCAGUUAAGGCAAGGACCGGCCAUUUACACUUCUUUUGUGGUGGAAUGUCAUCAGUUAAGGUGGGGCAGGGCAUAUUUACUUCUUUUGUGAUUCUUUAGUUGUUUCAGGCCAUCUGGGUGUAUACGUGCAAGUCACAGGGGAUGCGAUGGCUUGGCUUGGGCUCAGAGGCCUGACACUUAGUACAGAACAAAAUGGAGUCUCCUAUGUCUACUUCUUUCUACACAGACACAGUAACAAUCUGAUCUCUCUUUCUUUUCCCCACACUGGGAACUUUGGAUACCGUAUUUGCUGCAGAUAAUUAAUUAUACCAACAAAAUGCCAAGACCCCUGGAGCAAUAUGCCUCAACAGAGUAUCAAUAUACUUUAAUAAUUAUCUUCAGAAAGUAAAGGUCUGCUUCAAAAGAUAACCUUAAAACUCCAUAUCUUUGAUUCUGUUAGUUCCUAAGAUAAAAAAGAAAAUGCUGGUCAGUGUGUAUGAGUACAUAGUAGAAGAGGCUGAUGUGUUUGUGUGGGAAGGGAUGGGACAUUUCUCAGGAUUCUGGUUUUAAAGGUUUAUUAAAUAUAUGAAGAACCAGAGGAAGAUCACAAUGCUGACUGUGAGAAUACAAUUGUUCUGUGUGAACUUACUUUUUUAAGUCUGAGAGGCUGUUAGCAACUUGGGGCUCUGCCCUGGAAAGCACCAGGUUUACUGUUAUGAGAUCCUGUUGAUCUCUGGCUGCCAGAGUCUGUGUGACAGCAGACUGAAAUUGAUCUCCAUUUUUGCAGACAACGAUGAGCCUUAUUGGCUCGAGCCAGGACUUCUCAAGAACAUGGGAUGGACAUGCUCUCUUGCUCCUUCUCAUAAUUCAGGAAAUAUACUUGUCCCUGGGGUGGAACAUUGGCUUACUUGUGGGGCAAGAAUAUGAAACGCUCACCUUCCAAACCAACAGAACCUUUGUGUGACUACGACUGUCCAGCUACAGCACUCAUCUUUCCAUGCUACAAAUCACUAAGCUUGGCACCCUCAUGUCAGACUAAGAAGACAAAGAGUUUAUAACAUCAGGACAGUUUACAAAUUGUUUCUUUAAUAAAGAAGAGUCUCAGAGGGUAUUUCAUAAAAUAUGGUAUUAUCUCCUUUUCUUUCAUGCUAUUUUUACAUAAAGUCGAGCCAGCAAAGCUCUUUUAAAAUUAGUCUUUUUUGGGCCGAGCACAGUGGCUCACGCCUGUAAUCUAGCACUUUGGGAGGUGGAGGCAGGUGGAUCAUGAGAUCAGGAGAUCGAGACCAUCCUGGCUAACACGGUGAAACCCCGUCUCUACUAAAAUACAAAAAAUUAGCCAGGCGAGGUGGCGGGCAUCUGUAGUCCCAGCUAUGCGGGAGGCUGAGGCAGGAGAAUGGCUUGAACCCCGUGGGGCGGAUCCUGCAGUGAGCCAAGAUCGCGCCACUGCACUCUAGCCUGGGCGACAGCGAGACUCCAUCUCAAAAAAAAAAAAAACAACAUAAAAUAAAAUUAGUCUUUAUUUAUUAAACAUAUCAUUAAUCCUUUUCAAUGAGAGAAGUAAACUUCAAAUGAUCAGAAGUGGGAAAUGAAUUAGCACAAUUCUAGAAUACAUUAUUCCUGAAUCUAAUAAUUUCACAAGCAUCGUUAUUGCAUUUUCCACAGCCCAUUAGUAAGACAGUAGUGUCCAUUCAGAUUUGGUUUUUAAUCACUCCUUGGGAGAAAUGUUAUUACAGUUGUGAUCUUUCUUGAAAAAUUUGCCUAUGGGGCUAGAAUAUAAACUUAUAAACAGUCACAGAACCAAUCUGUCUGAAGGCAUUUUUUCUAUAAAAGAUGACAGUCCUAGGAACUUGUUGGCAAGAUGGGUGAAUAGGAACAGCUCCAGUCUGCAGCUCCCAGUGAGAUCAGUGCAGAAGGUAGGUGAUUUCUGCAUUUCCAACUGAGGUACCCAGUUCAUCUCAUUGGGACUGAUUGGACAGUGGGUCCAGCCCACGGAGAGUGAGCUGAAGCAGGGUGGGGCAUUACCUCACCCAGGAAGCACAAGGGGUCAGGGGAUUUCCUGUUCCGAGCCAAGGGAAGCCAUGAGAGACUGUACUGGGAGGAACAGUGAACUCCUGCCCAGAUACAGCAAUUUUCCCAUGGUCUUUACAACCAGCAGACCAGGAGAUUCCCUCCAGUGCCUGGCUUGGUGGGUCCCACCCCCAUGGAGCCCAGCAAGCUAAGAUCCACUGGCUUGAAAUUCUCACUGCCAGCACAGCAGUCUGAGGUCCACCUGGGAUGCUCAAGCUUGGUGGGGGCAGGGCGUAUGCCAUUGCUGAGGUUUGAGUAGGCAGUUUUACCUUCACAGUAUAAACAAAGCUGCAGGGAAGUUUGAACUGGAUGGAGCCCACCACAGCCCAGCAUGGCUGCUGAGGCCAGUCUGCCUCUCUAGGCAGGUCAUCUCUGAUUAAAAAGGCACCAGCCCCAGCCAGGGACUUAUAGAUAAAAACCCCAUCUCCCUGGGGGUGACUGUGGUAACAACUUCAGCAGACUUAAACAUCCCUGCCUCACAGCUCUUAAGAGAGCAGUGGAUCUCCCAGCACAGCAUUCAAGCUCUGAUAAGGGACAGGCUGCUUCCUCAAGUGGGUCCCAGACACUCAUGUGUCCUGACUGGCAGACGCCUCCCAGUAGGGGCCAACAGACACCUCAUACAGGAGAACUCUUGCUCGCAUCUGGCAGGUGCCGCUCUGGGACAAAGCUUCCAGAGGAAGGAACAGGCAGCAAUCUUACUGUUCUGCAGCCUCCACUGGUGAUACUCAGGCAAACAGGGUCUGGAAUGGACCUCCAGCAAAUUCCAGCAGACCUGCAGAAGAGGGGCCUGACUGUUAGAAGGAAAACUAACAAACAGAAAGGAGUAGUAGCAACAUCAACAAAAAAGACUUCCACUCAGAGACCCCCAUCCGAAGAUUACCAACAUCAAAGACCAAAGGUAGACAAAUCCAUGAAGAUGGGGAGAAACCAGUGUAAAAAGGCUGAAAACUCCAAAAACCAGAAUGCCUCUUCUCCUCCAAAGGAUCACAACUCCUUGCCAGCAUGGGAACAAAACUGGACAGAGAAUGAGUUUGACAAAUUGACAGAAGUAGGCUUCAGAAGGUGGGUAAUAACAAACUCCUGUGAGCUAAAGGAGCAUGUUCUAACACAAUGCAAGGAAGUUAAGAACCUUGAAAAAAGGUUAGAUGAAUUGCUAACUAGAAUAACCUGUUUAGAGAAGAACAUAAAUGACCUGAUGGAGCUGAAAAACACAGCAUGAGAAUGUCAUGAAGCACACACAAGUAUCAAUAGCCAAAUGAAUCAAGAAGAAUAAAGGAUAUCAGAGAUUGAAGAUCAACUCAAUGAAAUAAAGCGAGAAGACAAGAUUAGAGAAAAAAAAGAGUGAAAAGUCAUGAAGAAAGCUUCCAAGAAAUACAGGACUAUGUGAAAAGGCCAAAUCUACGUGUGAUUGGUGUACCUGAAAGUUACGGGGAGAAUGGAACUAAGUUGGAAAACACUCUUCAGGAUAUUAUCCAGCAGAACUUCCCCAACCUAAUAAGGCUGGCCAACAUUCAAAUUCAGGAAAUACAGAGAGCACCACAGAGAUAUUCCUUGAGAAGAGCAAUGCCAAGACACAUAAUCAUCAGAUUCAUCAAGGUUGAAAUGAAGGAAAAAAUGUUAAGGGCAGCCAGAGAGAAAGGUCAGGUUAUUCACAAAGGGAAGCCCAUCAGACUAACAGUGGAUGUCUCAGCAGGAACCCUGCAAGCCAGAAGAGAGUGGGGGCCAAUAUUCAACAUUCUUAAAGAAAACAAUGUUCAACCCAGAAUUUCAUAUCCAGCCAAACUAAGCUUCAUAAGCGAAGGAGAAAUAAAAUUCUUUACAGACAAGCAAAUGCUGAGAGAUUUUGUCACCACCAGGCCUGCCUUACAGGAGGCCCUGAAGGAAGCACUAAACGUGGAAAGGAACAACUGGUACCAGCCACUGAAAAAACAUACCAAACUGUAAAGACCAUUGACGCUAUGAAGAAACUGCAUCAACCAAUGGGCAAAAUAACCAGCUAGCAUCAUAAUGACAGGAUCAGAUUCACACAUAAUAAUAUUAACCAUAAAGGUAAAUGGGCUAAAUGCCCCAAUUAAAAGACACAGACUGGCAAAUUGGAUAAAGAGUCAAGACCCAUCGGUGUGCUGUAUUCAGGAGACAUAUCUCACAUGAAAAGACAUAUAUGGGCUCAAAAUAAAGGCAUGAAGGAAUAUUUACCAAGCAAACAGAAAGCAAAAAAAAGCAGGGGUUGCAAUCCUAGUCUCUGAUAAAACAGACUUUAACCAAACAAAGAUGAAAAGAGACAAAGAAGGCCAUUGUGUAAUGGUAAAGGGAUCAAUGGAACAAGAAAAGCUAACUAUCCUAAAUAUAUAUGCACCCAAUACAGGAGCACCCAAAUUCAUAAAGCAAGUUCUUAGAGACCUACAAAGAGACUUAGACUCCCAUACAAUAAUAGUGGGAGACUUUAACACCCCACUCUCAACACUAGACAUAUCAACGAGACAGAAAAUUAACAAGGAUAUCCAGGACUUGUACUCAGCUCUGGACCAAGCACACCUAAUAGACAUCUACAGAACUCUCCAUCCCAAAUCAACAGAAUAUGCAUUCUUCUCAGCACCACAUCACACUUAUUGUAAAAUUGACCACAUAAUUGGAAGUAAAACAAUCCUCAGCAAAUGUGAAAGAAAAGAAAUCAUAACAAACAGUCUCUCAGACCACAGUGCAAUCGAAUUAGAACUCAGAUUAAGAAACUCACUCAAAACCACACAACUACGUGGAAACUGAACAACCUGAUCCUGAAUGACUACUGGGUAAAUAAUGAAAUGAAGGCAUAAAGAAAGAUUUUCUUUGAAACCAGUGAGAACAAAGACACAAUGUAGCAGAAUCUCUGGGGUGCAGCUAAAGCAGUGUUUAGAGGGAAAUUUAUAGCACUAAGUGUCCACAAGAGAAAGCAGGAAAGAUCUAAAAUCAACACCCAAACAUCACAAUUAAAAGCAUUAGAGAAGUAAGAGCAAACAAAUUCAAAAGCUAGCAGAAGACAAGAAAUAACUACCAUCAGAGAUUAACUGAAGGAGAUAGGCAAAAAUCCUUCAAAAAAAUCAAUGAAUCCAGGACCCAUUUUUUAAAACAGAUUGACAAAAUAGACCACUAGCAAACUAAUAAACAAGAAAAAGAGAAGAAUCAAGUAGACACAAUAAAAAAAUGAUAAAGGGGAUAUCACCACUGAUCCCACAGAAAUACAAACUACCAUCAGAGAAUACUAUGAACACCUCUAUGCAAAUAAACUAGAAAAUCUAGAAGAAAUGGAUAAAUUCCUGGACACAUGCACCCUUCCAAGUCUAAAUCAGGAAGAAGUCAGAUCCCUGAAUAGACCAAUAAUAAGUUCUGAAAUUGAGGCAGUAAUUAAUAGCCUACCAACCAAAAAAGUCCAGGACCAGAUGGAUUCACAGCCGAAUUCUACCAGAGGUACAAAGAGGAGCUGGUACCAUUCCUUCUGAAACUGUUCCAAUCAAUAGAAAAAGAGGGAAUCUUCCCUAACUCAUUUUAUGAGGCCAGCAUUUUCCUGAUACCAAAACCUGGCAGAGACACAACAAAAAAAGUAAAUUUUAGACCAAUAUCCCUGAUGAACAUCAAUGCAAAAAUCCUCAGCAAAAUACUGGCAAACUGAAUCCAGCAGCACAUCAAAAAGCUUAUCCACCACGAUCAAGUCGGCUUCAUAUCUGGGAUGCAAGGCUGGUUCAACAUAUGCAAAUCAAUAAAUGUAAUCCAUCACAUAAACAGAACCAAUGACAAAAACCACAUGAUUAUCUCAAUAGAUGCAGAAAAGGCCUUCGACAAAAUUCAACAGCCCUUCAUGCUAAAAACUCUCAAUAAACUAGGUAUUGAUGGAACAUACCUCAAAAUAUUAAGAGCUAUUGAUGACAAACCCACAGCCAAUAUCACACUGAACUAGCAAAAAUUGGAAGCAUUCCCUUUGAAAACUGGCAGAAGACAAGGUGCCCUCUCUCACCACUCCUAUUCAACAUAGUAUUGGAAGUUCUGGCCAGGGCAAUCAGGCAAGAAAAAGAAAUAAAGAGUAUUCAAUUAGUAAAAGAGGAAGUCAAAUGGUCUCUGUUGGCAGGUGGCAUGAUUGUAUAUUUAGGAAACCCCAUCAUCUCAGCCUCAAAUCUCCUUAAGCUGAUAAGCAACUUCAGCAAAGUUUCAGGUUACAAAAUCAAAGUGCAAAAAUCACAAGCAUUCCUAUACACUAAUAACUGACAAACAGAGAGCCAAAUCAUGAGUGAACUCCCAUUCACUAUUGCUACAAAGAGAAUAAAAUACCUAGGAAUACAACUUAAAAGGGAUAUGAAGGACCUCUUCAAGGAGAACUACAAACCACUGCUCAAGGAAAUAAGAGAGGACACAAACAAAUGGAAAAACAUUCUAUGCUCAUGGAUAGGAAGAAUCAGUAUUGUGAAAAUGGCCAUACUGCCCAAAGUAAUUCAUAGAUUCAAUGCUAUCCCCAUCAAGUUACCAUUGACUUUCUUCACAGAAUUGGAAAAAACUACUUUAAAUUUCAUAUGGAACCAAAAAAGAGCCCACGUAGCCAAGACAACCCUAAGCAAAAAGAAAAAAGCUGGAGGCAUCAUGUUACUUGACUUCAAACUAUACUACAAGGCUAUAGUAAUAAAAACAGCAUGGUACUGGUACCAAAGCAGAUAUAUAGACCAAUGGAACAGAAUAGAGGCCUCAGAAACAACACCACCCAUCUACAACCAUCUGAUCUUUGACAAACCUGACAAAAACAAGCAAUGGGGAAAAGAUUCCCUAUUUAAUAAAUGGUGUCAUAAAAACUGGCUAGCCAUAUGCAGAAAGCUGAAACUGGAUCCUUUCCUUACACCUUAUAGAAAAAUUAACUCAAGAUGGAUUAAGAACUUAAACAUAAGACCUAAAACCAUAAAAACCCUAGAAGAAAACAUAGGCAAUACCAUUCAGGACAUAGGCAUGGGCGAAGACUUCCUGACUAAAACACCAAGAGCAAUGGCAACCAAAGCCAAAAUAGACAAAUGGAAUCUAAUUAAUCUGAAGAGCUUCUGAACAGCAAAAGAAACUAUCAUCAGAUUGAACAGGCAACCUACAGAAUGGGAGAAAAUUUUUGCAAUCUAUCCAUCUGACAAAGGGCUAAUAUCCAGAAUCUACGGAGAACUUACACAAAUUUACAAGAAAAAAUAAACCACCCCAUCAAAAAGUGGGCAAAGGAUGUGAACAGACACUUCUCAAAAGAAGACAUUUAUGCAGCCAACAAACAUAUGAAAAAAUGCUUAUCAUCACUGGUCAUUAGAGAAAUGCAAAUCAAAACCACAAUGAGAUACCAUCUCAUGUCAGUUAUAAUGGCGAUCAUUAACAAGUCAGGAAACAACAGAUGCUGGAGAGGAUAUGGAGAAAUAGAAGCACUUUUAUACUGUUAGUUUAAGAGUAUAAAUUCGUUCAACCGUUGUGGAAGACAGUGUAGUGAUUCCUUAAGGAUCUAGAACUAGAAAUACCAUUUGACCCAGCAAUCCCAUUACUGGCUAUAUACCCAAAAGCUUAUAAAUCAUUCAAGUAUAAAGACACAUGCACACAUAUGUUUAUUACAGCACUGUUCACAAUAGCAAAGACUUGGAACCAACCCAAAUACCCAUCAAUGAUAGACUGGAUAAAGAAAGUGUGGCACAUAUACACCAUGGAACACUAUACAGCCAUAAAAAAGGAUGAGUUCAUGACCUUGGCAGGGACAUGGAUGAAGCUGGGAACCAUCAUUCUCAGCAAACUGUCACAAGAAGAGAAAAACAAACACCACAUAUUCUCACUCAUAAGUGGGAGUUGAACAAUGAGAACACAUGGACACAGGGAGGGGAACAUCACACACCGGGGCCUGCCGAGUGGUGGGAGGCUAGGGAAGGGAUAGCAUUAGGAGAAAUACCUAAUGUAGAUGACAGGUUGUUGGGUGCAGCAAACCACCACGGCACAUGUGUACCUAUGCAACAAACCUCACCGUUCUGCACAGGUACCCCAGGACUUAAAGUAUAAUAAUAAUUUAAAAAAAUAUUAUAGUCCUAUUCAGUAAAGCAAUUUACUUAAAAUGUACACAGGAUAAAGCACUAUGGGAGGGGUGAAGGGAAGGAGGGGAAAAACCACCAACAUAAGCUGAGGUCUGACUUUAUACUUGACAGGCCCUCAGACUCACUGGGGAGGGCCAUGCAUGAAUAGUUCACAAUUAAAUGGUAAAGCAAGGCAGCGUUGGAGGAUUUCCUGCCAGAGAAAUGGUGGAGGCAGAAAGAGUUUUGGGAAUGGAUGACAGCCAGCCAGAUCAGUUUCUUGGUGUAGUAGGAGUUAAAAAUACAUCUUCCUGAGGCCUUUGGGUGUGGUCGAAAACUAAGGGUGAAUGGACUCAAGCAGGUGGAAAGUGCUGUGAGCUUUAUGGACUUGAACUUGGCAUAGCAACACCUCUAAGGACUUUCAGAUCCUAAAUGCCAUGGUGGGGGUUUUCCUCAAGCUGUGCUUAACCCUUCUGAGUCUCUUAGGAGACUGACACAAUCCCUUCAUAUACCUAAGUGGGCAUCUUUUUCUCUGUAACUAAAGCCAAAUUCAUAUCAAUGAUGAACUGAACAGUACAAUGACUGUUUCUCUGCUGAAUACUACCAAUAGGGUGAAAUGAAUCACUCUGAGUCUAACUCAUGAAAGCAAGCAUUCUGGGAGAAAUGAUUCCCAUUUCCUUUCAUCCUACCCAUAACGGCAAGUGUGCAAAUCCCUACAUAGCAACCAAAUGUGUGCUCUUUAAAAAUAAAUUAACCUGAAUUACUCUGAAAGUCAAAUUGAAACCUCACUGACUUCACCUCUUAUUAAAAGAAGUUGCCCUAGACCAAAUCUGGAAGAAAUGCUUAAUUUUCCUUGACUCUAGAGUCAGUAACAGAAGAUCUAUUAUUAGAUGCAUUUCAGAGAUUGUUAGAAGUUAAAAAAAAUCUAUAGAGCACACAGUAUCCAAACAAAUUCAGGAUUCAGUGGUUCUAACACCUGUGGGUAUUAGAAGAUUGCUACUGAGCAUAGCCUUCAACAAGGUAAGACACAAAAACUUUUUUUUUCAAGUUAUUGAAAGUUUGUUCCUCUUGGCAUGCCUAGCUAUAUCUUAGAGCUCAGUGAUGAAAACCACUGAACUAAAAUACAUUGUCAGCUGAAGUCAUGUAUGGGGCUCCCUGACACCAUGUGAAGCUAUGCAUCUUUCUUGUGUGACUUAGCCAUUUCCUAUAGAGGUUGAUGGCCAUUGCAAGACACUAUGGAAUCACGUCACACAGCCCAUGCUGAAUGAUCUAAAGAGGUACCAUUAACCUCUUCUUGGCUCUUCCUAGUCACUAGCUCUCAUGGAAGAGCCUGGUGUUUCAUUAGAUAGCUAGGCCAUCUUGCCUGAUGUUUUUGAUUACAACCUUUAUUUUUAUUCAUAUCCUAUCAUUUUAAUAAUAUUUGAGAUGAUUUUGAGACUCUUUAAGUCCUUAUAAAGAUGGUUCUUGCUUAAAAGAGUAGGCAGUAACCCUUUUCCUUUCAAACUUGAUGUUUCCUACCUUGACCUUGACUCAGAAAAAAGGCCAGAGAUUGUUGUAAUGUAAGGGAACAUGCUGCAACAUCAUUCUGAAAUAACAAAACCAGGUGACAAUGCUUAUAGUCAUUAGCAACUGAAACCAAUAGAAAGUCCUUUGUAAUAAGCCACCUACACUAACAUAAAACUUUUAACAGAGAAAGUGUUAACAUAUGCUUUGUUAUUGCUUGGAAUUUGGAAGUUUUUAAAAAAUUUUUUUUCCAGGCAUGAUUUCUACUUUUAAGGAAAUAGCCCUUUCCAAUUUGCAUUCAUGUAGUACUUACUACAGUAUAUAGUUAAAAAAUGUAGAACUUUCCCAUAUUUAAAUUAAAAUUCCUUCACUUCUCUAAGUGAAGAAAACCAAAGGGAAUUCACAUUUUAAUUGAAAUGAAAAUAUAUAUUACAGUUUAGAAAAAAGUUAUCCUCAAAUAAAUUUCAUUGACGAGUUCUAGACAUUUUAUUUUGCUCACAAAAUUUUGUGUCACCAUAAGAGAUUUGAAAGACACGAAAGCAAAGAAAAGAGAAAGAGAAAAUAUAUGUCAGAAAUUGCUGAAAGAAAAAUCCACAUUUCACAUGUGGUUAUGUGAAAAAACACCUAUUCUCCCCUGUGGGCCAUUGAAACAAAUUGUUGAGAACAGGACCUUGUCUUGGUAAAAGGAAAAUAUAUAUUCCACACUUUAGGUAGAAGUUGAAAAUGAUAAACAAUGUGUCCGGGGAAGAAGUGGGAGAAAUUUUGUUGCUUCCAUAUGAAUAUGUCCAUGCCAUACAGAUUGCGGGCCUUGGGGGUGGUGCAGAAGGAAAGAAAUUCAUCUGUUAUCAGGGGUACAGCAGCACCCAGGGUCAGAGCAAAAGUCUCCCUCUAAAGAUGUUUAUUGACAUACAUGAUGAUGAAUAUGUUGACUUUAUGAACUCUUCUUUUUGGGGAGCAUGACAAGUGCAGUUUCCUCUGUGUACUCAUGCUUCAGUUUCUGGAAAUUUUACAUCCAGAGAUUAAUGAUCCAUCACAUAAUCUAUCAGGCCAAUGGAUUUAUUUUUCAAAAGACUUGCUGGAUGAUCCUGAUUUAAGUUAUUCACCUAAAAUUCUGAUUCACAGCCUCAAUUUGAUCAUUAAGCUAUUACCACUGCAUCCCCAAAUGGGUUUGCUGGUCAUCUCCGCAGUGAAGCCCAGUAAGAUUCUUUCCUUUUUAUUGCUUUUUUGUCUAGCAAUACCUGACUGUUCUAACCAGGCCUGCGAGAGGCCUACCUCUAGCAAUAAUGCUCAGUCAGCACACUCAAAAGGAUGUGUCUCUUCCAUGGAAACCUGUGACACUUCAAAUGCUUACCAACUUAUAUUAGAUUACCAUAUUACUAUAUUAGAAGAUUAGACAUAAGUGAUUUUUAGUAUAUUCAGAUGAUUAGUAACAUAUUAAUAUCUUCAUGGUAUAUUAGAUUAUUCAUUCAGCAAUUUUUGAAUACCUACUAUUUGUCAGAUACUCUUUUAGUCCUAUGAACAAAACCAUUAACAAAACAGACACAAAUCUUUGUGAUGUAGAAGGUUACAUUCUAUUAGGGGAAAAUAAAAUAAACCAUAACUGUAAUAAAUAAGUAAAUUAAAUGCUAUGGAAACAAAAGUAGAACAGGACAGGUAAAUCAGUCAUGCUGGAGGGGUGGUUAUAGGAAGUAGAUGACAGUUUUAAAUAAGGUAAUCACCAUUGAGAAAUUGAGUUUUGAACAAAGGCUGAAGAGGAUGAGGGAGAUACCCUGAGGGACAAAAAAAUCCAAGUAGAGGGAACAGCCCCUGCAAAGAUCUUAAGGCAAAGAACUACUUGGCAUAUUCAACAAACAGCAAGGAGGCUCUACAGCUGGAGCAGAGGGAGCUAGGUGAGGCUGAUGGAAGAUGAGGUCAGGAACUAGAAAAGAACAAAAUCUAUUUCUUACAGUUCUGGAGGCUGGAAGUCCAAGAUCAAGGGGUCAGCCAAUUCAGUUGCAGGUGAGGGCUCUCUUCCUGGAGUGCAGGUGGAUGCCUUCUUGCUGUGUUCUCAUGUGAUCAUUCCUUGGUCUGUUGGAGUGGAGAGCAAAGGAGAAAGCUCUGGUCUCAUUCUCUCUACUUAUAAGGACUCUAAGACUGUCUGAUCAGGGCUCCACCCUAUAACCUCAUUUAUCUUUCAUUACUUCAGUAACAGCUGUAUCUCCAAAUAAAGUCACAACGGGGAUCAGGGAUUCAAUCUAUGAAUUUGGUGGUGGUGAGGGGGUGGGGGGAGAAGAAGCACAAUUUAGUCUAUGGCAGGGUCUGUAUUGUGAUUUGUCUUGAAACUGGGAUCUAUUUAUUGAAUUAUUGAUAUAAAUUUUCUUUAUCUGUAGGAUAAUGCUCUGACUAGUAAUUAUUUAGGAGUGAUAGAUCUAUUUCUGGAAUAGCUGUGUGCUGUAUUAUUCUCAUUUUAAGAUGAAAUAAACAAUAAAUUUAAUUAUGAAGGCAGAUGUUUAAAAUUAGCCGUGGGGGACUGACUGCUACUGUGUAGGGUGUCAUCAGCAAAUCUUAUUAACAAUUUAGAAGGUGCUUAAAAUAAUAAGUUAAAUCUAUUCUACUACGAGCUCUAGGAUAGAAAGAAUUGUUUUCAAGUCUACUAAUUUCCUUUAUUGAACACACAUUAUAUGAUACUACUAUUCCAAACUAGCUUAUAGUAACAAUUUAACUAAAACUACCAUAUCCUUUGCUUUAUAAUAUAGUCAAAAUAAAGUCAGGUCACUAAGCCAGGAAUGUUAGGAGGAAAAAGAGUAUUGUUGAUCCCUAUUUAGGGAUCUAAACUAAAACCAUCUUUACCUCACCUAAUUUAUGUCUACAUGACUUUCUAAACAACAGAUUAGUUUUAGUCAAUUUAGGGAAGUAGGUUGCCAAUACAAUAAGAGGGAAAAUAAGAGUAAACAGUUUUUUUGAUCCAAUACAUGUGGUAAUGACCGUACUCUUUAUUAAUCUACUUGAGUCAGACACAUAAAUUGUGACUUUAAUGGCACAUUUGGAAUAUGAGCUGCCAAAAUCAGAUGCUUUUGAUAGCAUUCUAGAAAAGGAAGAAACUACAGAAGCUUCGGGCUCAACCCCUUUUUGGUGAUUAAAGUCAUUACUCUAGAGGGACAAUAGGAAUGUAGGAGGUCAUGCCUAGCAGAGUCUGGACUAGAAUUUGAGACUAAGCCUUUUGUUUUCUAAGUAAAUUUUAAGUUUAUUUUAAAAUUUAAAGUAUUUUUUUUCAUUGUUUUAAAUUUUACUUUGAGUUCUGGGAUACAUGUACAGAACAUGCAGGUUUGUUACCUAGGUAUUCAUGUGCCAUGGUGGUUUGCUGCACCUAUCAACCCGUCAUUUAGGUUUUAAGUCCUGUAUGCAUUAGGAAUUUGUACUAAUGCUCUCCCUCCCCUUGUCUCCCAUCCCCUGACAGGCACCAAUGUGUGAUGUUCCCCUCCCUGUUUCCACGUGUUAUCAUUGUUCAAAAACAUAUGGAACAGUUCACAAAUUUGCUUGUCAUCCUUGUGCAGAGGCCAUGCUGAUCUUCACUGUAUUGUUCCAAUUUUAGUAUAUGUGCUGCCAAAGCGAGCACCAGACUAGGUCUUUUUAAGUUGUAUCAAACUUCUCACAUGUACCACCCCACUGUAGAUUUGGAUUAUAUCCAAAAUAUACUGCCAUGCUCUCUACCUAAUAAAACAUUGCUAAGCAAGGAUUACCUGAGGUAUUUCUUGACAAAAAGGAUCUAAAAAUCCAUAGAAGGAUUCUUCAAAGAAUAUCAGAAGUAGCCUUCCUUGUCCUAAGAACUAUGUAGGCACAAUGCUAAAAAUUGCUAUAUUGAAAUUUUAAGAAACUUACAGUAACAAGAGUUAUCAUUUUUUAGUGUAAAGAAUUUUCGGCAGGGUGUGGUGGCUCAUGCCUGCAAUCCCAGCACUUUGGGAGGCCAAGGUGGGUGGAUCCCGAGGUCAGGAGAUCAAGACCAUCCUGGCCAACAUGGUGAAACCCUGUCUCUACUAAAAAUACCAAAAAUUAGCCAGCAUGGUGGCAUGCACCUGUAAUCCCAGCUACUCGGGAGGCUAAGGCAAGAGAAUCGCUUUAACCUGGGAGGCAGAGGUUGCAGUGAGCCAGGAUUGUGCUACUGCACUCCAGCCUAGGCGACAGAGCGAGACUCCAUCUCAAAAAAUAAUAAUAAUAAUAAUAAUUUUCCUGGAAGAGUAUCUUAAGUUUUCUUUACUAGUUCCAUUCCUCUAUUUUAACUAUUUUGCUUUACAUUUCUUUCUCGAAUUUGUGAAAUGUUACUUCCUUCUCUCACUAUCCCUAAAGAGUUUACUCUUACUAACCAGGUACCAUGAUAAGCGCAGGUGAGAAAACCAUGUGUGCCUAUGCGCAUGUCUUCAGCAAGAAAUUGGUGAAUUGUCAUUUUCUUUUGAAACUUAUAGAAAUACAAGAAAUACCUGCGUACCAUAUUUUUAAAACCAUACUGCAAUCAUUUCCUACUUCUAAGUAGCAUGUGAUAUGAAACAGCUGAAAUGUUUCAAAACACAUAUACAUGAAAUGCUUUUUUGUAUUGAGCUUGAUAAAUAGCCUGAGACCUUGGGAAAGUCAGAAUGUUUUCCAAUGUGUCUGAUAUGUCGAGUGCUGUCAUAUUCAUGAGGUUGCAUGGUCAAAUUUGAGUGUGAGAAAUGGCUUGGUUUUCUCAUGCAGAAUGGUAGAGUCAAAACAUUGUGUAAUUGAUUAAGACAUGGUAUAUACUAAAUGUAUACAUACACACAUAUACAUCCAUAUGCACAUACAACUAUACAUAUACAUAUAAAUAUAAAUCUACACACACAUAAAAAUAUAUAUAACCUACUAUGUAUAAACAAGGAUACUAAAUCCUAUGAGAGCUACAAAGACAAAUAAGACAGUGUCCUGGAGAAGACGGCAUGUAAAUGUUUAAAUAACAUUGGUUAGAAAAUGUUCAGGCCUAUGACAACAGGCCAGGAGACUUUAGAUGAUUUUAAGGAAGUUCUAGAAAGGGUAAGGAGACAUGAAGAUCAAUGUUAUCAAACAACAAACAAACCCUCCAAACAAAACACAACAAAAUAAAAUCCACUGCGUCUCCUUCACAACUUGUUUCCUGGGACUGUUGGUCAAGCCAGGUAAGGACAAUCUCUAGGAGCCAUGAACUCCAGGGCUGCCUGGAAUCAAAUUCUUGCUCUACCCUUACUAACUAUGAGACCAGGGAAAACUACUUACCUUCACUGUGCCGGUUUCUUCAUUUGUAGAAUGGAGUUGACGAUCGUGCAUACUUAAUGGUAUUGUCAUGAGGAUGAAGUGGGUAGAUAUAUGUAAAAUGCUCCAAAGCAUGGAAGCGACGCACAGCUUAGAAGGUUGAACUAGGCCUAAACACAGGGAUGGGAUCACUUGGUGUCGGGAGAGGGAAAGGAAGUACUUUCUCUUGCUAUUCCCAAGGUCAGUACAUUUUCCGGCUUUAAAGUCUAUAAAAAAUAAAGUGAGAAAUACUACAUUGGUUCAACCUCAAGCUUACAACUUCAAAGUUAAAAAGUCCUACAAAGUUUGAGUACAAUGAAUCUCAUAAUAGUUAUGUCACAGAGGCUCCCUGUGUGCUUUAUUGGAGUUAAUAAUAACAACUUAAUUAUUUUCCAAAUCAAAUUAUGAGGAACAGAUGAGUUAACAUUGUUUUGUAGACUUUUUCACUUCCUGACAUUUGGGUCAGGAAAAAGAAAACACCUGCCUUUAUGUUGCGUUCCUCCUGCCCCCAUCCCCAGGCCUUCUCUGAGGACAGCAAUGCUCCUUCUCAGGUUAGUUGUGAUCUCUGAGUGUACAAACUGCUUCCUGGGCUGGUGGGCACUUUCAGAAGCAGCCUUUAGGUUAUUACAGCAAAACACAAUGAGAUUUUUUUUUAGCUGAUGUACUUUAUAAGUAGCUGUCACAAGCAUUAUAAAAAUUCUAUUCUUUUAAGAUGUAGACAUCUCAGAGCGCUUUCUUUUCAAGAUUUUUUCUACAGAGUACUUUGAAAAAACAUAACAAAAACAACCACAAAACCCUUUCAGUGAUUUCCAGGUAAGUACUUCCAUUAAUGUUUGUGCUUAGGUCUUUGAGGCUGUGUCACUAAACUGGAAAUUAUUUUCUCCUUCAAAGAUGCUAGAGUUGUUUUUUGUUUAUUUUUCAGUUUUAUUCCUCUCUCUCCUUAACAUGUCAGACUGAAACAAUAGAUGUUUUAUGCCUUUAUGAUAUUGAAAAGGCAUCAAUAGUUUCUUUCCCUGGUGGACCUAUCUUGUUUCAUUGAUUAAUAUUUCCCCCAGGGAGUCCAAUAGGGGUAGGAAAGGACUGUAGAGGGACUGGCCAGGCCUAAGCAGCAGUGCAGGUAAGCUUGCCUGAAAGAUCAAGUUGAGUCUCACACUAUUCUAGAAUGGGGCACUCAGUAAUUUAGAACUGCAGGAAUUAGGGGAAGAGCCUUUGCAUUGUUAAAAGACUGAGUCACCUGAAAAGACAGAAAUUGACUUUGGUAGUAAACAAGUUACAUUUCUAUGCACCCAGGUCGAUGGCAAACUGUUUACACCUUUCGUUUUUUUUUUUUUUUUUUUUCGUCUGAAUUCUCUUUGAUUGCUCGGGAGGCUGAAAGUAAAGGGAAAUUACUGCUUCCAGGAAAGGGAAAUUAUUUUUCUCAACCAGUCACUGAUGUGGAUUGGUGGAAAAAUGCCCACCUACCUCACCUUUUGAGUGAUAACUCUGAGGUGAGUGUUCUAUACCAAUUCCUGGUGCUCCAAUUGCCUAUGGUGGAAACUGGCAUGAUCAUGCCCUCUUAAUUGGCUUCAUUCCCUUCCUUGCCUCUUUUCUCUGUACCCUACCAGGGUUUUCCUGUAGCACCUCCCAAGUAAACUAUUGGCACAUAAAUCUUGUCUCAGAGUUGCCUUCUGGUGGAACCCAGACUAAGGCAACUCAAUCCACCAAAAUACUUGGAGAAGAAGAAAGCAUUUUAUGUCAGAAGUUAGAAAAUGGCAAUGUUCCCAAGUUUUCUUCUUUCUCUCCAAGAAGACCACUGAUGGGUACAGAUGGAAAAAAAUUGAUAGCAUCAAAGUUUAAUUUUUCCCUAGGUGCUAUUGAAGAAUAAUUGACAAACAAAAAUUGUAUAUGUUUAUGGUAUACAGUGUGAUGGUUUGAUACACAUAUGCAUCAUGAAAUAAUCAUCACAAUCAAGCUAAUUCAUAUAUCUAUUACCUCAUAUAUUUGUCCCCCCCCCUUUUUUAUUAUACUUUAAGUUCUGGGGUACACGUGCAGAACGUGCAGUUUUGUUACAUAGGUAUACACGUGCCAUGGUGGUUUGCUGUACCCAUCAACCCCACCAACCUGUCACAUCCAUUAGGUAUUUCUCCUAAUGGUAUCCCACCCCCAGCUCCCCACCCCCUGACAGGCCCUGGUGUGUGAUGUUCCCCUCCCUGUGUCCGUGUGUUUUCACUGUUAAACUCCCAUUUAUGAGUAAGAACAUGCGGUGUUUGGUUUUCUGUUCUUGUGAUAGUUUGCUAAGAAUGAUGGUUUCCAGCUUCAUCCAUGUCCCUGCAAAGGACAUUAACUUAUCCUUUUUUAAUGGCUGCAUAGUAUUCCAUGGUGUAUAUGUGCCACAUUUUCUUUAUCCAGUCUAUUAUUGCUGGACAUUUGGGUUGGUUCCAAGUCUUUGCUAUUGUGAAUAGUGCCGCAAUAAACAUAUGUGUGCAUGUGUCUUUACAGUUGAAUGAUUUAUAAUCUUUCGGGUAUAUACCCAGUAAUGGGAUUGCUGGGUCAAAUGGUAUUUCUAGUUCUAGAUCCUUGAGGAAUCACCACACUGUCUUCCACAAUGGUUGAACUAAUUUACACUCCCACCAACAGUGUAAAAAUGUUCCUAUUUCUCCACAUCCUCUCCAGCAUCUGUUGUUUUCUGACUUUUUAAUGACCGCCAUUCUAACUUUGCCUUCCUUUUUGUGUUGAUAAUACUUAAGAUCUACUAUCUUAGCAAAUUUCAAGUAUGCAUUACUAUUAACCAUGCUGUACAUUAGGUCUCUAGAACUUAUUUAUCUUAUAACUGAAAAUUUAUGCCCUUAGGCUAACAUCUUCUCAUUUCCCACACCCCUAGUCCCUAAUAACCAUCAUUCUAAUAUCUGUUUUUACCACACGUAAGUGAGUUCAUGCAGUACAUGUCUUACUGCAUCUGGCUAUUUCACUUAGCAUAAUGUCCUUCAGGUUCAUCCAUGUUGUCUCAGCUGGCAGGAUCUCCUUCUUUUUAAGGUGGAAUAAUAUUCCAUUGUAUACAUACAUACCAUCCUAUUCAUCUGUCACCAGACACUUAGGUUGAUUCCAUAUCUUGGUUAUUGUGUAUAAUGCUACAAUGAGCACGGGAGUGCAGACAUUUCUUCAACACACUGAUUUAAUUUCCUUUGGAUAUAUACCCAAUAGUGGAAUUGCUGGAUCCUACGGUAUUUCUAUUUUUAGUUUUCUGAGAAAACUACUGUUUUCUUCACGCUGUUUUCUGUAAUGGCUACACCAAUUUACAUUGCCACUGACGGUGUGGAAGGGCUCCCCUUUCUCCAUAUCCUUCCCAACACUUAUCUUUUGACUUUUUGGUAAUAGCCAACCUAACGUGUGUGAGGUAAUAUCUCAUUGUGGUUUUGACUUUCAUUUCUCUGAUGAUUAGUGAUAUUGAUCAUCAUUUCAUAUACCUGUUUGCCAUUUGUAUGUCUUCUUUGGGAAUAUGUCUACUCAGGUCCUUUGCUCAUUUUUGAAUUGGGUUGUUCUAUUGCCAUAGAGCUGUAUUCCUAAGAUAGUUUAGAUAUUAACUACUUAUCAGAUAGAGGAUGUGCACAUAUUUCUUGCAUUCCAUAUGUCUUUUCAUUUUGUUGAUUGUUUUCUUUGCUGUGUAGAAACUUUUUAGUUUGAUGCAGUUCUAUUUGUUUAUUUUUGCUUUUGUUGCCUGUGAUUUUGGUAUGAUAACCAACAAGUCAUUGCCAAGACCAAUGUCAUGGAGUUUUUCCCAUGUUUUCUUCAAGAAGUUUUAUGGUUUCAGGUCUUACACUUGUCUUUAAUCCAUUUUGAAUUGGUUUUUGUGUAUGGCGUAACAUAAAGGUCCAAUAUCAUUUCUUUGAAUAUGGAUAUCCAGUUGUCCCACCUUUUAUUGAAAAGACUAUCCUUUCCUUAUUGGGCAUUUUUGGUGCCUUUGCCAAAAAUUUGUUACUAUAGGUGGGAUUAUUUCCAGGCUCUCUAUUUUGUUCUAUUGGUCUAUAUGUCUACAUUUAUGCUAGUGCCACACUGUUUUGAUUACUAUAGCUUUGAAUUAUAAUUUGAAAUCAGGAAGUGUGAUGCCUCCAGCUUUGUUCUUCCUUUUCAAUAUUGUUUUAGCUAUUCAGGGUCUUUGUGGUUCCAUAUGAAUUUUAGGAUUUUUUUACAUUUCUGAGAAAAAUGUAAUUAGAACUUUGAUAGGGAUUGCAUUGACUCUGUAGAUCACUUUGGUUAGUAUUUAACAAUAUUAAUUCUUCCAAUCCAUGAACUCAGUAUAUCCUUUCUUUUUUUGUACCUCAGAAUUUCUCUUACUCUUUAACAUAAACCAUUUAUUGGUUUUGUUUUUGUUUGCUUGUUUAGAUUCAGGGGGUACAUGUGCAGGUUUGUUACAUGAAUAUAUUGUAUAAUGUUGAGGUUUGGGCUUGGUAUCCCAUCACUCAAAUAGUGAACAUAGUACCCAGCAGGUAGUUUUUCAACCCUUGAUCCCACUCACUUAAGCCUUUUGGAGUCUCCAUUGUCUAUUGUUUUCAUGUUUAUGUCCAUGUGUACUCAAUGUUUAGCUCCCACUUAUAAGUGAGAAUGUGGGAUAUUUGGUUUUCUGUUUCUGUGUUAACUCAUGUAGGAUAAUGGCUCCCAACUGCAUCCAUGUUGCUGUAAAGGUCAUGAUUUUGUCAUAAACACAGUGUAUCUUUCCAUUUGUCUUCUUAAAUCUUUUAAAAUUAAUAUUUUAUAGUUUUCACCGUACAGUUCUUUUACUUACUUGGUUAAAUAUAUUCAUAAGUAUUUUAUUCUUUUUGAUGCGAUUGUAAAUGGGAUUCAUUCUGAGCUGUAACCCUUCUAAUUCCCUCCCUUUAGUACAAAAGGGGUGAUUUCUCUUUAGAGUCAUUCAGCUUUUUCCUUCUGUGCCUAGCUGGCUGAGAUAUGCCUCAGGCUGCCUGCCCUACCAUCACCUAGGAAACUCAUUUUGCUGCCUCUGUCCCUGCUAGUGUGUCUAUUGCCUUGAAUGACAGCUGGGCACCAGCAGUACCUUCAGGGAUUUGUGUGGCUGGGAGCACAGGUCGCUGCAUUCUUCUGCCCCGGGCAGACUGUUGUGCACUGUUGUGUGUGCGUGAGGUGUGCGGCUCCCGUUUUCUGCAGCCAGGCCCACCACUGCUCAGGAAAUUGUCACUGAUGCUGUGAAAACCAGAGAUGUAUUCCUCUGCUCCUGAGUCAAAGAGUUAAGGGUCUCACAGCCCUCACCUACUCUCCCAGCUCUGAGAAACCUGGUAUCUGGCAGGCAGAGUAUCACCUGUGUGUUUUUAGGCUGAGGUUGGCUGUAGUAUCUUCACAGGUUUGGAUACAUUUCACUCCCUCUAUCUCUCCCCGAGGUUCCUGCUCUUUGGCCUCAAGCAUAGCAUGAAAACAUUGUUUGAAAGGCACUGAUGGCUUCAUGUGAUGGUGGUUGGUCAUAUGGCUUCACUAGUUAUUGAUACUGUUGCAGCACAAAGAAUAUUGUGACAUUUCACUGUUAUAUACGUGAUGUCAUUAAAUUGGACAACUUUGUCUUCUUUCAAGAGAUAAAGAAAAAAGGUUUCCUUCUUUUGGAACUGCAGGUGGGUGGGGAUGAGGAGGGGCAUGCUCUUCUCUCCUCAUUAUACUUACGUCUCAACCACUCCUUGUUGAUUCUCUCACCUCACAUCCCCUGGGAAACUUUAUAGGCUGCUCCACAUCAAUCCAGGACUUCCCCUUUUGGAGUCCUAGGCAAUGAAGCAAUCUCCUAGUGCUGCCUAAUACUCAGGAUUUGGAGUGUUAGCAGGAGAUGAGCAGAUAGCCAAGGGCGUGACAGAAGCCACAGGGUUGCUGUUGGGUCCUCUAGUGGAGUGGGGGGCAGGUGGAAUCAGUAGGCAGACUGACGCCCCAAAGGGGCUGGGGAGAUAAGGGUAUGGGUGUACUAGGGCACCAAGCAAGGCAGGGCCCCAAGUAGGAAGAUGCCAUGGGAAUGAAAGAAAAGUCAUUGUAAAGUGUUGAGACUAUAAGGCACUAGUCUAGCAAAUAGCAGCUGUAUUUCCUGCCCAGGUCCUAAACAAGUUGAAAAAUAGAAGAGAAAUGAGAGAGGCCCAAAAUAUCACUUUCAUUUCUGAUAGAAUGAGAAGACCACCUUCCCUGCCGUAUAAAAAGUCUGGCUACCCUGAGGACUCCAUGCUGGAAAGCCCAUAUGGAAAAAUCACAUAAGGAUAGAGAGAGAGGCUGCAGGUGCCACUUCGGCCAUGUCAGUGAGUGAGACUGCAGGUGAUUCCAGUCCCAGAUACUAUUUGACUGCAUGCAGAAUCACUGAGCCAAGCCCUUUCCAUAUUUUUAACCUGUAGAAAUGAUUCAUGUUAAAUAAUUAUUUUAAGCCAUCGAAUUUUGUUAUUUUUAGUUACACAGAAAUGGGUACCCAAAUCCUACAUUCUUAUUUUGAAAACAAAUUGGUUAUCAUCAUUUAUUGGAUAAAACAUUUUGCAGUUAGUAUUAGCAAGCCCUAUGUUUGUGUAUGUGCCUGUGUGUAAGUGAGUGUUUAUUUUUCACUUUAGUGCAUGUUUAUGAAUUAUUAUCAUAUGUUUUGUAGGCUAGCUAACAAAUAACAUCCACGAAAGGCUUGAAAUUCUGCAUUUCUAGCAACCUCCCAGGAGAUGCUGAUGCUACCCAGCCAGGGACCACACUUUGAGCAGUUAGGCACUAAACUAUAUUGUUUCAAAUACCAGCUGGUGGGUCGCAUGCCUCCUGGUAGACUGUAGGUUGUGGUUGGGAUAAUGAACUCUCGCUACCUCACUAGACUGCAUUACAGAAUUUAAAAUUGGAUCAGAACCUCCUGUAACAAAAUGCCAGCCCAAAUGCACUAGCGGGUUUUUCAGGCCCUUCUUCCUUCGGUUCUAUCUGUUCUGUUGCUGCCAACCCUUGUGCCAGGCCACAUGAUAGAGAAUGUUUUUCCAAUGUAACAUGGCCUUGAAUUGUGGCCAAUAUGCUCUUCUGUUUUUGUAGGUUGGAUAGAUUUAAAAUGAAUACAAGGGUUUAUGCUUAUUGAAGUUUAUUUUAAGGCCUUUUGAUAAUUAAUAGAAAUUUCCACCAGAUAAAAGGUUUUAGGAAACUAUAAGUUUGCUAUAAUCCUUAUUAUUGAGGAAGCAGUAUGUUACCAAUAUUUAAGUAGCCAAUAAGCACAAUGUUAGGUUUAUGCAUCUUUAUCAAUUGAAACAACAUAUCUUGAAGUGUCCCAUCCAUGCCUUUCAGAAUCCCCUGCUAACCUGUCAAUCUUCUGAGCAUCCCCGAACUCACCAUCGGUGUCCACAUGACUACCUUUCCUACUUAGCUCAUUGUUGUCCCUAAACUUUUCUCCUUCCCCUCUUUGCAAAAAACCUUCCCAUAUUUUAUCUCAGUGUGCAAAGGUGGUGAGUUGUGUUCAAUCGGCCUCUUGGUUGCACCAAAGUAUUUUCUCUGUCAUUAAGAGGCUGUAUUCCUGUCCCAUAGACCCCUAGUAAUCCCCUUAUGCCCGUACCUCUGACCAACUGGCCUCUCAGGGAACCAGUUUUCCAGGGGUAAAUUUCCCCUUCUUUCCAUCCAUGGCUUUUCAGCCCAACCACAGAGCCUCAUGGAGUUUGGGGUGAAAGACCAGGACACCGACAUGGCCCAUUUUGGCCACCAGGUGGCAGACAAGGAUAACAUUAAGCCUGGGCUGACUCGAACUUGAGGUAGGGAAGAGGCUUUCCUUUUAGCGGACACUGACUGGUGCACAAUGUUUCCCCGACAGUCUGAAAGCAUUUUUUGAGCACAGGCUGCAUGCAUGUCUCUGUUCCCAAAGUGGGUUUCCAGGAUUACUGUUUAGACUUAAUAGUUAUUUUUUAACAGCUUUAUGGUAAAAUAACUUACAAUUAAAUUUACCCCCUACCCCCCCCUUUUUUUUGAGACAAAGUCUUAUUCUGUCACCCAGGCUGGAAUGCAGUGGCACGAUCACAGCUCACUUCAGCCUCCACCUCCUGGACUCAAGUCAUCCCUCACUUCAGCCUCCCAACUAGCUGGGACCACAGGCGCACACCACCAUGGCUGGCUAACUUUAAAAAAUUUUUCUUUUGUAGGGACGAAGACUCACUAUGUUGCCCAGCUGGUCUCCAACUUCUGGAAUCAAUCGAUCCUCCCAUCUUGGCCUCCCAAACUGGUGGGAUUACAGGCAGGCGUGAACCACCAUGCUCAGCCUAAACUCACCCAUUUUAAGUGUACAGUUUGAUCACUUUGAGUAAAUGUAUAAGACAUGCAAACACCAUCACGAGAAGUUUUAGAAUGUUUCUAUCACUCCAAAAGUUCCCGCACACCCUUUUGCAGUGAGUCAUUGUCCUGACCCACACUUCUAGGCAACCACCAAAUUGCUUUUCGUUGCUAUAGUUUCCCUUUUCUAGAAUAUAAAUGAAAUAAUAUAAAUUAUAAAUUAAUAUAAUAAUACUAAUUAUAUAAAUAAAAUAAUUUGUGAUUGGCUCUGUCAAUCAUGUUAUUGAGAUUCAACCAGUAGUUCAGUUCUUUUUUUCUUUCUUUUUUUUUUUUUUUUGAGGUGUACUCUUACUCUGUCACUCAGGCUGGAGUGCAAUGGCAUGAUCUCAGCUCACUGCAACCUCCACCUCCACCUCCCAGGUUCAAGCAGUUCUCCUGCCUUAGCCUCCAGAGUAGCUGGGAUUCCAGGCACCCACCAGCGCACUGGCUAAUUUUUGUAUUUUUAGUAGAGAUGGAGUUUCGCCAUGUUGGCCAGGCUGGUUUCGAACUCCUGACCUCAGGUGAUCCGCACCCCCUGGCCUCCCAAAUUGCUGGGAUUACAGGCAUGAGCCACCGUGCUCAGCCCAGUAGUUCUUUUCUUUUAUUGCUGAGUGGUAUUCCAGACCAUCUUUCCUUUUCUUUAGAGACAGGGUCUUGCUAUGUUGCUGAGGCUGGUCUUGAACUCCUGGGCUUAAACAAUCCUCCUGCCUCAGCCUCCCAGAAUUCUGGGAUUAUAGAUGUAAGCCACUGUACCUGGCCAAUAUACCCCCAUUUUUUCCAUCCAUCAGUUGAUGCACAUUUGAGUGAUUUCCAUUCUUUGGGUAUUUUUAUAAAGCUGCCUUGAACAUUUUCAGACAGUCUUUCGUUUCUUUGGUGCAGAUACCUAGAUACCUGAAUGGACAUUCACCACAUGACACCAUUGGUGGGUGAUGUGGCGAGUGUGUGUUUAACUUUUAAAGAAAAUACCUCGUAUUUAAAGAUCUACACUAGGCCAGGUAGGGUGGCUCACGCCUGUAGUCCCAGCACUUUGAGAGGCCGAGGUAGGCAGCCAGCUUGAGACCAGGAGUUUGAGACCAGCCUGGCCAACAUGGCAAAACCCUGUCUCUACUAAAAAUACAAAAAUUAGCUGGGGAUGGUGGCACAUGCCUGUAAUCUCAGCUUCUUGGGAGGCUGAGGCACAAGAAUUGCUUGAACCUGGGAGGCGGAGGUUGGAGUGAGCCAAGAUGGUGCCACUGCACUCCAGCCUGGGCUACAGAGCAGACUCUGUCUCAAAACAAACAAAUAAAUAAAGAUCUACACUAGUCAAUAAAUAAGUAGAAUUAAAAAAAAAAAAGUCUAACUAUUUUCCAAAAUGACUGUAUGAUUUUUGCAUCCCCAUCAGCCACCUAUGAGGGUUCCAGAUGCUUCCUAUCCUCACCAACAUUUGCUCUUGUGGGCCUUAAAUCUGACUUUUUCAGUUUUCGUUUUUUUCUAGAAUCGGGGUCUGGCUCUGUCGCCAAGGCUAGAGUGCAGUGGCACGAUCAGAGCUCACUGUAACCUUAAACUUCUGGGCUCAAAGGAAUCCUUCCACCUCAGCCUCCUGAGUAGCUAGGACUGCAGGCACUUUAAAAAAUUUUGUAGAGAUGGGAUCUCAUUAUGUUGCCCAGGCUAGUCUUGAACUCCUGGGCUCAAGUGAUCCUCUUGCCUGAGCCUCCCAAAUUGCUAGGAUUACAGGUGCGAGCCAUCAUGACUGACUGAUUUAUUUUUAAUGGGUAUUUAGUGGCAUCUCAUUGCAAUUGGUUCCUUGGGCUUUUAGCCUCUGCUUUAGACUCGUUCUCUCUCUCUGUGAGUCUCUGUCGCUCUACAUAUACUAUAUAUGUAACAUUUCCUCACACACACAGAGGAACGUGCUCCUGAGAUGACUCUUUCUUCAUUUUGCAUUUUUUUUGUUUGUUAUUUGUUUGGGUUUUUGAAACAGGCUGGUUUUUAUUACCCAGGCUGGAGUGCAGUGGCAGGAUCAUGGCUCACUGCAGCCUUGACUUCCUGGGCUCAGGUAAUCCUCCCACCUCAGACUCCUGAGUAGCUGGAAUUACAGGCAUGCACCACCAGCCCAGCUGAAAAAAAAAAAGAAAAGAAAAAAAAUCUGUAGAGACAGGUUCUCACUAUGUUACCCAUGCUGAUCUUGAGCUCUGGGCUCAAGUGAUCCUUCUGCCUCAGCCUCCCAAAGUGCUGGGAUUACAGGCGUGAGCCACAAUGCCUGGCCUUCGUUUAACAUUUUUAUGAUUCCCUUAAUCAUCAUCAAUGACAAGACCUCUGAACGAUAGCACAGUAAGGGGUGGAGUACAUGGCGACGUUCACCCCAGCAGUCAUACACAGCAGCCCAGGGAUUUGGAAGAAGUUGCCCUGUUAACAUAAAGGAGAUUUGUUACUGGAUUCUGAGCUGGGAGGAGCUGGGUACCUCUUAGCACCCACAGCCCGGGUAUUAAUUAGGGCAUGAGAACUAAGGGCAGAGAUAGUAUCUACCAAGGCAGGAAGCUGGGAGGAUGGCUGGGGCCACAGCCAUGUUGGAUGGGAGACACUGAAUCAACAACAGGCUGUGCUGUUGGGUGGAGGUCAAGAGCAACUUCUUGGGGAGACUGGAAAGAGAGAAAGUAGGGACGUCAAAGGUGGAUGACUUUAGCUUUGCUAGAAAUAAGAACAGAAGGGCCAGUCAUGGUGGUUCACACCUAUAAUCCUAGCACUUUGGGAGGUGGAGGCAGGAGGAUUGCUUGAGCCCAGGAGUUCGGACCAUCCUGGGCAAAAUGGGGAGACCCCCGUCUCUACAAAAAAAAAAAAAAAUACAAAACAUAAAAAAUUAGCCAGUCAUGAUGGCACACACCUGUAGUCCCAGCUACUUGGGAGGCUGAGGUGGGAGGAUCACUUGGACCCAGGAGGUCAAGGCGGCAGUGAGCCAAGAUCAUGCCACUGCACUGAAGCCCGGGUGACAGAGCAAGACCUGGUCAAAAACUAAAAAAAAAAAAAAAAAAAAAAAAAAAAAAACCCUAAAAAAAAAAAAGGAAAGAAAGAAAGAAAAAAGAACAGAAGAAUGGAGCAAUAGCUGGAGGGCAAAGUGGGUCAAGGCCGGCUUUGUAUGGUGGUAUUUACACAGGAUCUGUUUGCAGCUGAUGGGAGGGAUGCCACAAAAGAGACAGCCCUGAGGAAGUGGGAGGGGACCAGAGCCUUGUGUUCAUAGGUAGGUCCCAGAGCUGGGACUACAGCAAGGCAAGCAAGUGUAAAAUUUAGGAGGCACUCAUUCUCAGGUGCCGACUCUCUACUGGUAUGACCCUGGGGAUGAGUGCCUCUUUAACCUUUAUGCCCUGGGUGCCUUGCUGGCCUGUUUCAUCCUAGUCCUGGCCCUGGCAGGCCCAUCUACAAUGCUAGGAGGGAGGGCAGACCUUGCUGCAGGGUGUUGGGAAACUUGGCCUUGGGAGCAGAUGGAGAUCUCUCCUGACAGCAUCCAUACCUGAAGGCGGAAGGCAGGAUUGCCGGCGGAGAAGAGAUCCAGGUGCCUUGAUGUGAGUGUUGACGGUGGAAAGCAGGCCAGAGCCAGGUACUAAAAUCUUCAGCAAAUGAUCAAUGGGGUGUGGCUUGAGGGUGGCGGGGCUGUGAUGGAAACAAGAAGAGGAGGGUGGAGGAGGGAAGGAGGAAGGAUGAAGGUCUGGCGGCAGCUCUGAAAAGCAGAGCGCCCCACCCCAGGCUGCCGGGGAAGAUUCAGGAAGCUGCAAUAGUUUUUAAUUGAUUGUUUUUUUAGAGACAGAGUCUUGCUAUGUUGCCUAGACUGGCUUCAAGCUCCCAGGCUUAAACAGUCCUCCUGCCUCAGCCUCCUGAGUAGUUGGGACUAUAGACUUGUGCCACCAUGCCCAGCUUGCACUGGUUAUUUUUGGCAGAAGGGAAGUUUCAUCAUAAAGCCUUUCUCUUCAGCUCCGGGUGCCAGCUGGAGCCCCAGAAGAGGAUCAGGCAUCGUGUUUAGUCACAACCCCCACUCCUUCAUUGGGCCAGCAAAUAUCUAUCCAUCUUCCCACCGUCUACUCGCAGCCAACCAUGUUCCUGACACUGAAGCCAGAGGGUCUUGCUCUAUAGCCCAGGCUAGAGUGCAGUGGAACAAUCAGAGCUCACUGCAGCGUCGACAUCCUGGGCUCAUGUGAUCUUCUCACCUCAGCCUUCCAAGUAGUUGGGACCACAGGUGUGCACCAUUGCACCUGGCUAAUUUUUUUAUUUUUUUAUUUUAAUUUUUUUUUUUGAGCCAGAGUCUCGCUCUGUUGCCCAGGCUGGAGUGCAGUGGCGUGAUCUCGGCUCACUGCAACCUCCGCCUCCAGGGUUCAAGUGAUUCUCCUGCCUCAGCCUCCCGAGUAGCUGGGACUACAGGCGUGCGCCAUCACACCCGGCUAAUUAUUUGUACUUUUAGUAGAGAUGGGCUUUCCCCAUGUUAACCAGGCUGUCUUGAACACCUAACCUCAAGCGAUCUGCCGGCCUCGACCUCCCAAAGUGCUGGAUUACAGGCGUAAGCCAUCGCACCGGGCCACUUUCCGUGUAUUUCUAAUUAACUCCUCACUCCAUUCCCAGCCCUUGCCAAACAAUGAUCUCUUCCAGAGUGACACGUAAAUGUGAUUAAACAAGUAUAUAAAUUUUUGAAUCUGGUUUCUUUCACUAAGUAUUAUACAUUUGAGAUUCAUCCAGAUUGUUGUGGGUAUUGGUAGUUCUUUUUAUUUCUGAGUAUAAUUUCAUUGCACAGAUCCACCACAAUUUGUUUAUCUGUUUACCAGUUGAAAGGCAUUUGAGUUGUUUCCAGUUUUUGAUAUUAUGAAUAAACUCAUUAUGUAUAUAUUUGCUUAUAGGUUUGUAUAUGGACAUAAUAUGUUCAUUUCUCUGGGAUAAAUACCUAGCAGUAAAAUUGCUGUGUCUUAUGCUAAAGUGUGUUUAAUUUUUAAGAAACUUAGCUGGGUGUGGUGGCAUGUGCCUGUAGUCUCAGCUACUCUAGAGGCUGAGGCAUGAGGAAGCUUGAGCCUGGGAGGUCAAGGCUGGAUUCAACUGUGAUCGCACCGCUGUACUCCAGCCUGUGUGACAGAGCAAGACCCUAUCCCAAUACUACUACUACUACUACUAAACAAUUUUAUAAGAAACUGCUAAAAUGUUUUUCAAAAUGGCUGUUCCAUUUUGUAUUCCACCAGCAAUGUAUGAGUGUUCCAGGUGCACUAUAUCCUGGUCAGAACUUGGUGCUGUCAUCAUUUUUUUUUUUUUUUUUUUUUUCGAGAUGGAGUCUCACUUUGUCGCCCAGGCUGGAGUGCAGUGGUGUAAUCUCCACUCACUGCAACCUCCGCCUCCCAGGUUCAAGCGAUUCUUCUGCCUCAGCCUCCUGAGUAGCUGGGAUUACAGAUGUCUUCCACCCCACCUGGCUAAUUUUUAUAUUUUUAGUAGAGACAGGGUUUCACCAUGUUGGCCAGGCUGGUCUCAAACUCCUGACCUCAGGUGAUCCACCUGCCUUGGACUCCCAAAGUGCUGGGAUUACAGGUGUGAGCCACUGCGCCUGGCCAGUGCUCUCAUUAAAAAAAAUUUUUUUUUUAAAUUUAGGCUCUUUUAAUAGAAUGUAAUGGUAUAUCAUUGUGGCUUUAAUUUCUCCAAUGACACCUGAUGUUCAACAUCUUAUUAUGAGCUUUUUUGCCAUCCUUAUAUCUUCUUUGUUGAACUCUAUAUUCAAAUCUGUUGCCUAUGUAUUUUUAUGAAAUUGUUUCCUUAUUAUUGAGCUCAAGAGGUCUUUACAUAACCUGGAUACAAGCCCUUUAUUAGAUUUGUGUUUUGCAAAUGUUUUCUCCAAGUUUCUGGUUUGUGUUUUUAUUCUAACAGUAUCUUUUGGAGAAAAACUUUUAAAUUAUGAUAAUGUCUAAUUUAUCAUAAUUUUAUGGAUCAUAUUUUUGGUGUCAUGUCCAAGAAAUUUUUGUCUAAGUUAAGGUCACAAAGAUUUUUAUUGUAGGUUCUCCUGUAUGUGUUUUAUAGUUUUAUAUUUAUGAAUACGAUCUAUUUUAGUUUUGGUAUAUGAUACAAGGUAUGAAUUAAAACUCUUCUUUUUACAUACAGAUGUCCAAUUGUUCCAGCACCAUUUGUUAAAAACCUAUACUUUCUCUAUUGAAUUGCAUUUUGCAUUUUUGUGAAAAAUUGCCUGUGUAUAGUUACUGUAUUUCUACUAUUUAUUCUAUUUCAUUAAUCUACAUGUCUGUCUUUUCACCAGAAUUACACUCUGUUAUAAUAAAUCCUGAAGUCAGAUAGUAGGAGUCUUCUAAAUUUGUUGUCUUUCAGAAGUAUUUUGGCUUUUUUAUUCUUAUGAAUUUUCGUGUGAAUUUAGAAACAGCUUGUGGAUUUUAAAAGAAAAUGUCUGCUUGGAUUUGAAUGGAAUUGUGUUGCAUCCAGAUCACUUUGAGGAAAUUUCUAUCUUAAUUCUAUUGAAUUUUCCAACAACAGACAUGAUGUAGCUCUCUAUUCAGCUCUUCUUUGAUUUUUUAAAUAGAGAUUUACAGUUUUUGGCACAGAAUCUGGAUAUGUUUUGUUAGAUUUAUAGCUAAGCAUUUUAUGUUUUUGAUGCUGUUUUAAAAUUUUAAUUUCCAACUGUUCAUUGCUGCCAUACAGAAAUAAAAUAGAAAUACAGAAAUACAGGGUACAAAAUAAACUUGACCUUGUUUCUUUCAUUCUAGAUAGUAUUGCUUAUUAGUUCUACUAAGUUUUUGUUAAGUUCUUUGAGAUUUUUCUCCACAAGCAAUCAUGCUAACUAAAAAUAAAAGCAAUUUUGUUUUUAUUUCAUUUAUUCCAAUCUGGAUGCCUUUAUUGUAAUUUUUUUUCCUUUUAUUGCACUGACAAGGACCUCAAGCAAAAUCUUGAAUAUAAGUUGUGAGAGAGGACAUCCUUGCUUUGUUCUCGCAUUCAGAGAGAAAGCAUCCAGUCUUUCCUCACUAACUGAGAAGUUAGCUAGAAGUAUUUCAGAGAUGCUCACUAUCCAGUUGAGGAAGUUCUCCACUAUCCCUCUAUGCUGAGAGAUUUUAUCAUGAGUGGAUAUUAAAUUUUGUCAAAUAGUUUUUCUACAUCCUGUGGGAUGAUUAUCUGGUUUUCUGCUUUCACCUGUUAAUACGAUAAAUUACAUCUAUUGAUUUUAAAAUGUUCAACCAGAUUUACAUUUCCUGAUAUAUUUAAUCAUAGCAUGUUAUCUUCUUUUUAUUCCUGAAUUCAACUUGCUCGUAUUUUCUUGAGGAUUUUCACAUCAAUUUCAAUACUAUGUCCCCUAUUUUAUGAGGAAUAUUAUUGGGAGUUUCCUUUCCUUGCUUUCUUUCUUGUAGUAUCUUUGUCUGGUUUGGGUGUCAGUAGAGUGCUGGCCUUACUGAAUGAUUUUCAUGCAGUGUUCCCUCCUCUUGUAUUUUCUGGAAUAGUUUGUGUAGAAUUGGUUUUCAUUCUUUUUAGCUUAAUUUACAAAACCAUAUCCUUGGAAAGACUUUCCUGGCAUUCCAAUCUAAAUUAGAUUCCCUCUGCUAUGAUCUCCUUUAGUGUCUUUUUUUUCUUUGUAGGUUUUAUUGUGAUUUAUAAAUAUAUAAAUGUGUUUUAGGCUUAUUCCUGUAAUGUUUUCAUCUUAUUCCAAGAGUCCAGUCCCAUUUCUUUGUUCAUCAUGAUAUACUCAUUGCUUAGCACAGUAUCUGAUACAUAAUAAAUAUUGCCUGAAUAAAUAAAAGAAUAUCUGGGGUUUAACAAAUGUCAUUAUUUAUUAUUCAUCAUUACAGUUGUAAGCAUUAUACCUAUAAUUGCUUACUAUGUAUGUAACUGUACGAUAGAGACAAGGAAAGCACUUAACACACAAUAAUAAUGGAUAUUAAAACAACAUAAUAUUGUAAUAUAACUAGAUCAUCACUUACAUAGUCGUAGAGUUAGAAUUACCAUAAAUUACUUUAAUCCUGAUAAAAAUGCUUUUGUGCUUUGUCAUGUGUUUUGAAAGAAAAACACAAAAUUUUGUAAAAUGUUAGCUCUCACAUUUAGCCUUAGCAUGAAAAAAAGAAUAAUUUAGUAGAAAUGAGAUUUUAGUUAUUUAGCUUUCAAAAAUUAAAUAUGACAAAUUUAAACAAAGAACUUAUGUUAUGUAAUACUGUCAAUAUUUUCUAACUUUAUUUCUUUUUUCAAAUAAAAUCUACUAAAUAUACUUUGGUAACGCAAAUAGCAAAUUGGUUAUAACAGGAAACUACAGAGCAUAAGGUCCAAAUGUGGGGGCACUGGAGCAGCCUUAUCUGCAGAGGCACACAAAGGAGAAAGAUGACAGAAGUGUUUACAAUUCUAGUGGCUUCCAUUUCAAAUAAAUUUUCAACUUGUUCCCAGGUAAACAGCUGCUGGAAGUUCUCUUUUGCAGCAGCAUUAGUGGUUUUGGAGGGUAGAAGAGAAGUGACGCCUAUGGUUAGCUAAUUGAACACGAUCUAGAAAUGUGACAUUAAGUUUAGCCCACAGCUAAACAAUUUUACAAUUUUAAGUUCAGCCUAAAGGUUUCUUUGUACAUAGUGAAAUGUAAGUUAAGUAGACAUGUAAACAGGCUGUCACCUACUCUUGUACCAAUCACUGAGUUUCAGCCAAUCCAAGGCAGCCAACUUUGAAAACCAUGUUUAAGUAAGGCAAACGCCAAGCUGGAACCAAUCCUACUGUUUCUGUACUUCACUUCUGUUUUCUGCAUAUUUUCCUUUUUUCUGUCCAUAAUCUUUGACCAUCUAGUGCUGGACUCUCUCUGAAUCUAUUCUGUUUCAGGGACUGCACCAUUAGUGAAUUGUUCUUUGCUUAAUUAAACUCUGUAAAAUUGAAUAUGUCUAGAUUUUAUCUUUUAGCAGAAGAGCUCAUGACUAUGUUGAAAAUAAAACAAAAAACCCCAAAUCUAAAUGAAAGCCAAAGUAACUUUCCCUUGCCAGCUGAGUUUCAUUCAUUCAUUUUUUUUCAACAAACAUAGAAGGCAUAAUACGUAGCAAGUGUUAUGACAGGGGAUAGAGAUGAAAUGCGGAUCCCAAUACAUGUAGCACUUGUCUUCAAGGAGCUUUCAGUAUAAUGAAAAAAUAUGAACAACAUACAAGAGAUGACAGAAAGUGACAUUAAGUCCUUUGAUAUGGGAUGUGCAGGGAUUACGGUCAUACAAACAGGAGGAAUAUUCACCUAGGUAGGGAGGAGUUAUUUGGGGAAGGUUUCCUAUUUAAGCUGAUGUUUGAAAGAUGUGUAGGAACUAAGUAUACAAAAGGAGGUGAGGAGAGGAAUGAGUGUUAUGAGCAGACACAUCAACACUGUUAACGACAACCAGUAUUUUGGGGGCAUAUCCUAAAUGAGAGGUACUAUGCUAAGAAUUUCACAUGAGUAGUUGUAAUCUCAUUUGAUCUUUACAGUGACCCUAUGACUUGAGUGUUAUUGUUCCAAAUUUAGGAAUGAGGAUGAGGAAACUGGGACACACAGAAUUUGGAAACCUGCCUCAGGUUACACAGGUAGAGCCAGGAUUUGAAAAGUGUUGCUCUGUGAGUGGCUGGUUUCAGGAGGGAAGUUCAGAAUAGCUGAAGUGCAUGAUGUGGAUGAAUGGAGGCUGUUAGAGGAGGGAAAAGGGGAAAUGAUGAGAAAUGAUGUUGGAAAGGAAGGAUGUAGAAGUCAGAUUCCAAAGGGCCUUGCAAGCCUCAUAAGGGAGAUACUUAAAUAUCACUUAAAUGGUAGCCAUCCUAUCCGCACUUUAAAUUCCUGCUUCAAAAGUAUUUCUGGAGCUCCUUCAUCCUACUUGAUGUAGUGAAGAAUAUAGUCCUGGCUCAGCUGCUAUGACUUAAACAUGACAGACUGUAUUCCAGUACAAACUGAUUUUGGUUGAGGAGUUUUUACACCCUAGAGUAAAAUAAUUCGAAACAAACUUACUUAUAUGAACUUAUAUCUUCCUGACAAACAGCAUUCAUUGACUAUAGUUCUUUUUGCUGAAGUAUAUUUCUUUUAUUUUAAUCUUUGCAUUAGAUAGGACACAAUGGACUGUCCUAUUUUGUGGUAAGGGUAACUUGCAAAUAAUCUGUUAUAAAAAAUAAAGUGUUGCACUUUGUGAAUGUUUUAAUAUAAUUUAAAAAGUAAACUCAGAUUUAAAAUUUUCCUUAUAUAUAACCAUCAUAUUAGAAUUCUCUUUUGAGUGGAAGAGGAAGAAGCGUUAUUUUUAAUACACAUACUAUUGGCUACGGAGGUGUUUCAUGCAUGACAAUGACAUUUGGCAAGUAUAUCAAGACAAAUGAUCAAUGGACAAAAAGUGUGGCGCUCUGGGAGGGUGGGGGGGGAUCCAUUUAAAUAAGGAAUGAGCUAGUGGUUACAGGAGGCUACAUUCUUUUUUUGUUUGUUUUUUUUUUUAUGAAGUCUCGCUCUUUCACCCAUGCUGGAGUGCAGUGGUGCAAUCUCAACUCACUGCAGCCUACCAGGAGGCUACAUUCUUAAUCCUAGCAAAUCACCUUAUACUCAAAGAGCCAGGAAAAAGAGUAUAUGUACUAGGGGUUCUCCAAAGAAACAGUACUAAUAGAGGAGAGAGAGACAGAGAUAAUAAAUAGAUGGAUGAUAUAGAGAUAGAUAGGUGAUAGAUAGAUGAUCAAUAUAUGAUAGAUGAGAUAGAUGAUAGAUAAUAAAUGAUAGAUGAAUGAUUGAUACAUGAUAGAUGAUAGAUUAUCAAUAUAUGAUAGAUGAUAAAUAGAUGAAUGAUAGAUGAUCGACAGAUGAAUAAUAGAUGAUAGCUGAAUGAUUGAUAUAUGAUAGAUGAUAGAUGAAUUAUCGAUAGAUGAUAGAUAGAUGAUAGGUGAUAGAUGAAUGAUAGAUGAUAGAUGAAUGAUAGAUGACAGAUAGAUGAAUGAUCAAUACAUGAUAGAUGAUAGAUGAAUGAUCGAUAUAUGAUACAUAGAUGAUAAAUAGAUGGAUUAUAGACAGAUGAAUGAUAGAUGAUAGAUGAAUUAUCGUUAUAUGAUAGAUAGCAGAUGACAGAUAGAUGAGAGAUAGAUGAAAGAUAGAUGGAUGAGAUGAGAUGAUUUAUGAUGGGAAUUAAUGCAAGGGAUUAUGGAGGUUCUUCUGAAAUAAAAUGGAAGUUUUGUCUUUGUGUCUGCUUGAGUACCUGCUCAGGAACCCUGACCUUAGUUCUAAGAAUGCAACAAAUUCUAAUUUUUGGAUUGCUAAUUCAGGAUUAAAGAGAAUCCUGUACAUUCCCACUUUAUUAUUAACCACCUUGAAUGUGGAAAAAGGGACCUGUGAAAUUAUGGUUGAAGUGAGGGGUAAAUAUGGAGAAAAAGAAGGGAGCUUACCUGUAUUCACUAGACUUUUAUUUAGUUCCAGGGCUUAUUUAUGAAGGGGCCCAAGAGAGUCAAAGCGGUUUUCUACAAAUUCAGCGGCCACAUUAAUUUUCUCACACACUAGAGCUGCCACUUAAAAAUAUUAAAAUAAAAAAAUCAAUGUUGACCAUCUAACAGGAUUAGUUGACUCAGCUACUAAGUUACUAAUUUGCUUCAUUUUUGGAAGACAUCCAGCAUCUGAGAAUUGGACUUUUCCUAGAAGUUCACUUGGUACUUUCGGGUAAGUCCUGGUUCAUCUGCAGAGGAUCCGAGGGGAAAGCCUGAUGGGACCCACGGCCGCUCUGAGAGGAAAGGGGUGCUGUGGGGUGCGGGAGGAGGAGCUGGGAAGCAGGAGAGUCCCGGGACUGGAUCCAGCUGGAAAGGGGGGCAAAUGUGCUCCCGGAAUCAGGGUAGGGACCCUCUAGGAAUGGGGCGUUCCGAGAGGUAGGCGUCUGGAACAUUGGCUAGGGGUCCUUGGAGGUGAUUUCUGGGAAGGGAAGGUCUGGGGCAGGGCUGUGAGGAGUCAGGAAAGAAACUGUGGAGUCCGUUCCUCACCCACCUCCUGAGCCCUAGGUUCCGAGGCUCCCAGGUCAGGGGGUUCAGUGGCGCAGGAGGGUCCAGGGCAGGAGUCGGUGAGUUGCCUCUCAGGUCCGCCUGUAAAGGAACUCUGACCCAGAGCGUGAGGGGGGCCCAGGAAGCCGCUGCGCCCACCCAGGGAAAGCCCGCCCCACCCCAUUGUCCCUGGAGCCGGCGGCCCCGCCCCUCUUCCCAGAGUGGGCGGGGCAGCAAUUGCCUGCUCAGCUUUCCUUGUGAUGCCUCACACCCACCUGGACGCGCUGCUGCCUGGCCACGCCUCCUUUGUCUGUCAUCUUUCUCGUCGACCAAUGGGCUUGGAGGAUGGCGGCCACGCCCCCUAUUCUGCGCUGUAGUAGGCCCUGGUUACGCCGCCUCUGGUCAGUCGCACAGUUGCGCGGUGGCCGACAGGACGUGUUCCCCAGUGGUAGGCCGCAAUCUAGCUGAUGUGGCCCCAACCCCACAUUCCUUCCCGCCCUGCAAUGUCUGAAGAAACCCUACAGAGCAAAUUGGCGGCUGCAAAGAGAAAGCCAUGUCCUGGAACAUGUUGAACUGUCAAGACGUCGGAAUUUCAGUAGACAAUGAAUUCAGACAUCUGUGGAAUGGCCUUGGGCACACUGUGUUUAUGGGGAAAAAAGCAGAAGAGAAAAAUGUGUUAUAUAAAUUUAUGGGUGCAAAUAAAUAAAGCAAGUUCUUAGUGACUUAUGAA